Molecule: messenger RNA, 1391 nt
Organism: Colletotrichum scovillei
Lineage: Eukaryota; Fungi; Ascomycota; Sordariomycetes; Glomerellales; Glomerellaceae
Product: putative brix domain-containing protein
Exons: 5
Coding region: 52-948 (298 amino acids)
Biological process (GO): rRNA processing
Cellular component (GO): small-subunit processome; Mpp10 complex; nucleolus
Molecular function (GO): snoRNA binding; rRNA primary transcript binding
Source: RefSeq, a predicted model, not a curated record
UCUAGCAUUGACAUCCCACCUUCUCACAUACCAAAAGCCCAAUAGCCCAACAUGAUCCGGAAACAGGCGCGACAACGGCGCGACUACCUCUAUCGCAAGGCGCUUAUAUUGAAAGAGGCGGAGACGACUGAGAAGCGCGCCCAACUACGAUCUGCCCUUGCUUCUGGCAAGCCCAUCGACCCCGAAAUCGCAAAGAACAAGGCGUUGCGGAAAGACUACCAAUAUGACGAGUCGCGACCCGAUCGAACAGUCGAUGAGGAGAUGGAUCUCGACGACGAAUACUCCCAGCUGUCGGGAAUCUCGGAGCCACGCCUUUUGGUUACAACUUCAAGAGACCCGUCCUCAAGGCUUUCAGCCUUCUCCAAAGAGAUUAGAUUGCUCUUCCCUACAUCCGUUCGGCUCAAUCGUGGAAAUCUGAUUCUUCCGGACAUUGUGCAGUCUAGCAAGUCCAACGGGCUCACAGACAUUGUCCUCCUUCACGAACAUCGCGGUGUACCGACUGCCAUGACCAUUUCCCAUCUUCCACACGGCCCUACGCUAUCAAUGUCGCUCCACAACGUUGUACUCAGAGCAGAUAUACCCGGAAGUAUCAGAGGAUCCGUCUCAGAGGCUUUUCCACGGUUAAUAUUUGAGGGUUUUAAGAGCCGGCUUGGACAGCGGAUUGUGAAGAUCCUAAAACAUCUUUUCCCUCCGCUCGAUCCCCCGACCACCAAGGCUAAGGUAGGGUCAAGGGUAGUGACAUUUAUGAACAAUGAAGACUCCAUUGAAGUCAGACAUCACGUUUUUGUCCGGACUUCGUACGAUUCUGUCGAGCUCGCCGAGGUUGGACCUCGGAUGACAAUGCGCCCCUUCGAGAUUCGCGGUGGAACCUUGGAAAACAAGGACGGCGAUGUUGAGUGGCACCUUACACAGUACACUCGUACUGGUAGAAAGAAGGAGUAUCUGUGAGAGAGGACCACCGAAGAGAACCGACAUGACAGAUGCGGUCAAAUGCUUAGGCGUCGCUGUCGUGAGAGAACACGGGGCAAUUAGCCACGAUCGGCGCCCAGAAGAUCAGCUCGUUGCGUGGGCGAAAUGCUGCAACGACGAACAGGACUUGUCAAGUAGUGCGCCACGAACCGGAGCCGGAGGUAACGGGAACGCGGGUUUCCACGAGGCCACAAUACCCAGGCGCCGGUCAAGCGGCGUCGGUGGAUGCGAGAAGAAGAGAGGCGUGGCAAAGGCACACAUGGGACUACACGAAGUGGAAGAUGAAGAACGAUGUUGGACUGAAGAUAUCCAAGCCAGAACGCCGUAGUUUCUUGGCGGCUUACAAUGGCAAGACGGUGGAGUGUAGAAAAUGGAGACUUCCUAAGCUUCAGGAGAAGACAAAUCAAGGCAGGCAAAAAAGC